AUGAAUUCGACGACAUUAAUGACCUUUUUUCUUCGUACCGAUCCUAACGUCCGAUCCGUCAAACUGUUCGGCUCCUGGGACAAUUUUUCCAAACCGUACUCCCUAGAAAAGGAUAGGCGCGUUUGCCCCGGCCUGUGGAAAGGUUGCUAUACUUUUACCGGUAUCAUUUGUGACGGCUCUUCGGUGCAGCCUUCUUCACCUCGUUCUGGUGGACUAAAGAAUGGCGGUACCUACUGGUAUUACUACUUGUUAAACGACGAUAUCGAACACUACAACGAAACCGAACCCACGACGACGCACUGCCCCUUUCUCCCUGGCCAACCGGUCAACGUUCUUCAAGUUCCGAUCUUGCUCCCCGAUAGCGAACCGGUUCACACGCACAACUCACAGUCCCUCAAUAACACCCUUGAUAUCCGCACCAUGAAUCCCGAGGACCGUUACGUGAACCCCCGUCAGCCCCCUAAGCCCAAGCUGCCGCGGCUCCGCACGUCCCUGCAGCAGCCGGCGCCCUCCUGGUCUUUCAACUCCUCUCCUUUGAGCUUCAUCACCAACCGGACAACCUCCCAACCUACCAGCGCCGGGGGCAAGUCGCGUGGUCAUAGCUCUGGUGGUAGCCUCGACUCCAGGAUCUCCCGCUCCGUGUCGCCCCCCAGAUCCAGGGGUCUACGCGCCGCUAUCCAAUGCUUAAACGCAUCGACCCCGGAGCUAACGACUAUCAACAACUCCGAGGAUGAAGACCUUGUGAUGAGACCAUCAGCUGCGUACGGUCCCCGACCUCUCUUCAGUCCUCAGCGCGACAGCAGCCCUGCUGUUAAAGAAACCGAAUUGCCAUUCCGGCGUCCUUCGUCUGCCAACCACCACGAUUCAUUGUCCAUCCAGGACCGCCGUGCCAUGAAGUCGAAAUACCGGGAUCCGUCUCCCUUCCGGAGUCCCCUCACCGUGAACACCCACUCUGAUCGAUUCGAGUCCUUUCAUCAGAAUGAUAUGCCAACUCUCCGUGAGCUUGUGCAGGAAAUCGCGGUUUCCGGAGAUACUUCUGCGACGCCUAGGCCGCCUAACUUCCAAGACAAGCGGCUGCCCACGUUACCAAACACACCAUCGUCCGUCAUGGACGAAGCCCUGCGGGAUCUGGACGACAGAGAGAAGGCACUUGACGCAGAGAACCUGGGCAGCCACUUCUCCGACUUCUCAGCGACCGACGAGUCGACGGGAGAUCAAUCCCCAGUCUUGGAGAGGAGCCGCUUCUCCGAAUGGAGUACCGACAAUGAGCAAAUCUCCCCUGAGUCGAUGGUCUCCGCCUCGACUUUCAAUGAAGAGCGGCCAUUAUCAACCAUCACCGAUGAUGCAAAGACACCAGGUCUUUUGCAACCAUCCCAUGUCGCUGAAUGCAGCGACCCUGAUACGCCCCAUUUGACCGUGGACUCCCAACCAUCACCCGCUAUUUCUGCGGGCGACAACUCCCCGGACAUCCCGCUCCCCGCCCCUCGCGUAGCCGUCUCAGGAUCACCAUUACUCAACAUGGCGGACCUCUCCAUCAGUGACGAAGACGGCGACCACGAGCACAGCGAGCACCCAGAAUACGUCGAAUCGAACCCCAAACGCCGUGCCGCAUUUUUUGGCGAAUUAGACCCAGUCAAGGGACUCGGUUUGUCGCCCAGCCCAGGGAAUUCUGCCAUGCUCUUCAGAGACGCAGUCGAGCGCGAUUUAGCUGCUACGCCUCACGCGAGUGUUGGCUCUGUGAGUACGGGUCGUGAUAGCCUGGGGAGUGGUCGCCUUGUUGCUGGACAAAAUGCGACCAUGCAGGAGAUGAUGGAUGAAUUGAGCUACCUGAAAAAUAUGAUUCAAAAUGGGCAAGAUUUAAACGGGCAAAAUGAAGCACCUCAAGGGAUGAUUUAG
Molecule: messenger RNA, 1896 nt
Organism: Aspergillus chevalieri
Lineage: Eukaryota; Fungi; Ascomycota; Eurotiomycetes; Eurotiales; Aspergillaceae
Exons: 3
Coding region: 1-1896 (631 amino acids)
Source: RefSeq, a predicted model, not a curated record